AUGGACGUCCACUUCGUCUACGUUUUAGAGUGCGAGCACGACGCGUACUACGUCGGCGUCGCGAGAUCCGUCGCCGAGCAUCGCGCCGGCGUCGGAUCGACGUGGACCCGAAUCCAUCCACCGCGUCGCGUCGCGCGCGAAAUCGCGUUCGCGUCGCGCGCGAGCGCGCUGGAGGGCGAGGACGUCGAGCUGAAACGGAUGAUGCUGCGCCACGGCGUCGAUGCGGUCCGCGGCGGGAGUUACGUGUGCCCGAAUCUGACUCGGGAGCAACGCGCGGCGUUGGACGGCGAAAUCGCGCAUCGCGAGGGGCGGUGCCUGCGAUGCGGGAGACGAACGCACGUCGCGAGGGAUUGUUUCGCGCGCGCGCACGUGAAUGGGUACGCGCUGAGCGCGCCGGAGGGAUCGAGAUCGCCGAAUAGAGAUGGACGAUCGGCGGUGCGCAGGUGCGCGCGGUGCGGACGGGCGAGUCACUCGGCGCCGUCGUGUUUCGCGAAGUUUGACAUCGACGGAGAACGCCUUUUUUGGGGCGAGCGGCGAUCGAACGCGGAGUCGUCGUCGUCGGAGUACGAGAGCGCGGAAGAGACGUUCAUGAUGUAG
Molecule: messenger RNA, 597 nt
Organism: Ostreococcus lucimarinus CCE9901
Lineage: Eukaryota; Viridiplantae; Chlorophyta; Mamiellophyceae; Mamiellales; Bathycoccaceae
Exons: 1
Coding region: 1-597 (198 amino acids)
Molecular function (GO): nucleic acid binding; zinc ion binding
Source: RefSeq, a predicted model, not a curated record